AUGGCGCCUCACAUUCCAUUCGAGGUAAUCACUGAAAUACUUGCAAAACUUCCUGUGAAAUCCUUGUUGAAAUUUCGAGUUGUGUGCAAGUCAUGGUGCUCCUUAAUCUCAACUAGUCAAUUCGUCAAACAACAUCUAUCCAGCAAUACUAGUACUCCCAAAAAAGUAAUCCAGCUGAGUAGUGAUGUCUUAACGUUUUACUCUCUACAUGAUUCCAAACUAGUCCAGGAAACCAUCAAGUUCCGGAUUGAAUGGCAUGCACUCAGUCCUUUCCGUAUCAUGGGUUAUUGUAAUGGUUUGGUAUGCAUAGAAGCUUGUCGUGAGAACCGGAUCUUCCUCUGGAAUCCAAGUACAAGAGACUCCAAAAUAUUACCAUGUGGAGUAGUAGACAAUAGUUAUUUUUCUUGGUGCGGAUUUGGUUAUGACUACAAUAGUGACGACUACAAGGUGCUAACAGUGGAUCGUCUUAAAAAACCUAUUGAUAAUUACCAAGACUCUAGUCGUAAUUCUAUGAUGUACACAUUAAGAACAAAUUCUUGGAGAAGGAUUCAGGAUUUCCCUCUUGAAACUAGUUAUAUGAUGGUUGAUAGUUCUGCUACUCAUGUCAAUGGAGCUCUACAUUGGAUGGCGAGGAAAGGGUUGAAUUCGUGGGUAAUCAUCUCUCUUGAUUUAACUACUGAGACAUACAUGGAAGUGCCGCAACCUGAUUUUUAUGGGACUCCAGUUGAGGAUAUUGGAAUUGGGGCCUCAAGCACAGGGUGCUUAUGCUUAAAUGUUCACAACGGUGCUGGUUCUCAAAGUUAUGAUUUUUGGGUGAUGAAGGAAUAUGGGGUGCGAGAGUCUUGGACUAUAUCGUUCAAAAUCCCAUACGUGGUUGUCGGUAUACACCCAAGACCGGUGGCAUGGUUUUCAGAAAAUGGGAAAAUUUUGUUCAAUAGAGAUGGAAAACUGGCUACUUACAACGCAAAAAAAAAUUCAGUUAGGUAUCUGCAUCAAACAACUUAUUGCAAUUCAUGUCCUCAUGGUGAUGUUUAUGUUGAGAGCUUAGUAUCACCCAAUGCUUAUAGUAAUCGUGAAGCCAAAGAAAUUAGCCGUCUCAAUAAUAUCAAUGUAGAAAGAACGACAAGAGUAGUGAUGAGUAUGUAG
Molecule: messenger RNA, 1146 nt
Organism: Rosa chinensis
Lineage: Eukaryota; Viridiplantae; Streptophyta; Magnoliopsida; Rosales; Rosaceae
Product: F-box/kelch-repeat protein At3g23880
Exons: 1
Coding region: 1-1146 (381 amino acids)
Molecular function (GO): protein binding
Source: RefSeq, a predicted model, not a curated record